Messenger RNA from Trichomonas vaginalis G3, 672 nucleotides. RefSeq names its product hydroxyacylglutathione hydrolase protein. NCBI's taxonomy places the organism in Eukaryota, Parabasalia, Trichomonadida, Trichomonadidae. Bases 1 to 672 code for a protein of 223 amino acids. The record is from RefSeq and is a predicted model, not a curated record. The transcript has a single exon.
AUGCUUACAAAGACUAUUACACUUGGUAGAUUCGUUCUAGGACCAAUAGAGAACAAUGUUUACUUACUUAAAUUGACAAACAGAGUUCUUUUAGUUGAUCCAACAUGUCAAGGAAAGGAACUUGCCGAUUACAUCAAAACAACAUAUCCAGCUGACAAAGUAGACAUUUAUCUCACACAUGGUCAUUGGGAUCAUAUUGGUGCAGUACCAGAAUUAUGUGAUAUUUUCCCAGAUUUAACAAUUUACGCUUCUUCUAAAGAUGAGCCUUUAUACACAAAUCCAGAAUACAAUGGGUCAGGUCAUACCAGACAUAGUUUUGAUAUAAGCAAAUAUUUGGACAGAAUGAAAUUUGUUGAUAAAAUGAAUUCAUCUAAACUUGUCAUUGAUGAUAUAGAGUUCGAGGUCUUCGAAACACCAGGACAUACACCAGGAGGAGCAUGCCUUUAUAACAAACAAGAAAAAUUACUAUUUUCUGGUGAUACUCUUUUCAAAGACUCCAUUGGCAGAUCUGAUUUCCCCUAUGGCGAUGGAAGACAGCUUGUUAGUGGAAUUGUUAACAAUUUGAUGAAACUUCCUGAUGAUACCGUUGUUUUCCCUGGACAUGGCGAUUCUACAACAAUUGGCGAAGAAAGAAAGUAUAAUCCAUUCAUAAGAAGAUAUAAGAACCUCUAA